Molecule: messenger RNA, 1916 nt
Organism: Cricetulus griseus (Chinese hamster)
Lineage: Eukaryota; Metazoa; Chordata; Mammalia; Rodentia; Cricetidae
Source: RefSeq, a predicted model, not a curated record
UUGAAUGCGGAGGCAGCUUGUGAGGUUUUGUGUGGUCUCGUCGCAAGCACAGCCUGGCCUACAGGCAAGCAACCAUGUCUAAGGGACCUGCAGUUGGUAUUGAUCUUGGCACCACCUACUCCUGUGUGGGUGUCUUCCAGCAUGGAAAGGUGGAGAUAAUUGCCAAUGACCAGGGUAACCGAACCACGCCAAGCUAUGUUGCUUUUACUGACACAGAACGAUUAAUUGGGGAUGCCGCGAAGAAUCAGGUUGCAAUGAACCCCACCAACACAGUUUUUGAUGCCAAACGUCUGAUCGGACGUAGGUUUGAUGAUGCUGUUGUUCAGUCUGAUAUGAAGCACUGGCCCUUCAUGGUGGUGAACGAUGCAGGCAGGCCCAAGGUCCAAGUAGAAUACAAAGGAGAGGCAAAAAGUUUCUACCCAGAGGAGGUGUCCUCUAUGGUUCUGACCAAGAUGAAGGAAAUUGCAGAAGCCUAUCUCGGGAAGACUGUUACCAAUGCUGUGGUCACAGUGCCGGCCUACUUCAAUGAUUCUCAGCGACAGGCUACAAAAGAUGCUGGAACUAUUGUUGGCCUCAAUGUCCUGCGAAUUAUCAAUGAACCAACUGCUGCUGCUAUUGCUUAUGGGCUAGAUAAGAAGGUUGGAGCUGAAAGGAAUGUGCUCAUUUUUGACUUGGGAGGUGGUACUUUUGAUGUGUCUAUCCUCACUAUUGAGGAUGAUUUUGAAGUCAAAUCAACAGCUGGAGACACCCACUUGGGUGGAGAAGACUUUGAUAACAGAAUGGUCAACCAUUUCAUUGCUGAGUUUAAGCGAAAGCACAAGAAGGACAUCAGCGAGAACAAGAGAGCCGUCAGUCUAUCUGGAGACAAGUCUGAGAAUGUUCAGGAUUUGUUGCUCUUGGAUGUCACUCCUCUUUCCCUUGGCAUUGAAACUGCUGGUGGAGUCAUGACUGUCCUCAUCAAGCGCAAUACCACCAUCCCUACCAAGCAGACACAGACUUUCACUACCUAUUCCGACAAUCAGCCUGGUGUGCUCAUUCAGGUCUAUGAAGGCGAAAGGGCCAUGACCAAGGAUAACAACCUGCUUGGAAAGUUUGAACUUACAGGCAUCCCUCCAGCACCCCGUGGUGUUCCUCAGAUUGAAGUCACUUUUGACAUUGAUGCCAAUGGCAUCCUCAAUGUCUCUGCUGUAGAUAAGAGCACAGGCAAGGAGAACAAGAUCACUAUCACCAACGACAAGGGCCUCUUGAGCAAGGAGGAUAUUGAACGCAUGGUCCAGGAAGCUGAGAAGUACAAAGCUGAAGAUGAGAAGCAGAGAGAUAAGGUUUCCUCCAAGAAUUCACUGGAGUCCUAUGCUUUCAACAUGAAAGCAACAAUUGAAGAUGAGAAACUUCAAGGCAGGAUCAAUGAUGAGGACAAACAGAAGAUUCUAGACAAGUGUAAUGAAAUCAUCAGUUGGCUGGGUAAGAAUCAGACUGCAGAGAAGGAAGAAUUUGAACACCAGCAGAAAGAACUGGAGAAAGUCUGCAACCCCAUCAUUACCAAGCUGUACCAGAGUGCUGGUGGCAUGCCUGGAGGAAUGCCCGGGGGCUUCCCUGGUGGUGGAGCUCCUCCAUCUGGUGGUGCUUCUUCAGGGCCUACCAUUGAAGAGGUGGAUUAAGUCAGUCCAAGUAGAGGUGUAGCAUUGUUCCACAGGGAAACAUUUGAAGGACCCAAAUUUGCAAAGUUUCAUGGCAGUUUUUAAAUUUAAACUGUUAACAAUAAAUUACUGGGCAUUCUCAAUACUUGAACAUGGAACAUGUACACAGAGGAAAUAAAACAUUGCACUUUAUAAGCAUUGUAUCCUAAGUGGAAAAUGCAAUGUCUAAUAUGGUGGAAAAUGGAAUGUCUAAAUAAAACUAUUUAAAUUGGCAAAAAA